UAACGGUCCGUGUUAAAAAAGAUAAUAUAAUGGCUAGGGUUAACUAUACUUUAAAAAUGUACAGUAUAAGUGCAAUAAUGCUCGGUCUACUCCUGCUGCACUGUCCCUCUCCCCAACACCAGCUCACAGACGGGUUUGAUGAGUGCCAUGCUUCAGACUAGAGCUCCCCAUGUGUUUGAAUCCUGCAAUAACAGCGGUUUGGGGUGUGCGCACACCACGUAGGACGGGGUGGAAGCGAGAUGAGAAUACUAAGCAGGCACCUCAUGGCUCAGCAUCAGCACCGGGCUGAGUUAGGAUUUGCGCACCCUCCAAACUUGGCUUGGGACCACAGCAUGUGAACGGGCUUUGCAGGAAGAGGAUCCACCUAUGAUGUCAGCUCUGAAGAAGGUGUUGCCAGGCAUACUGAAGAAGCAUUGCUGUAUCAUACCAGACAGGAACACAGAAUCACAGUGCACACUGUGUGGUGAACCAGAAGACCAGCAGUAUUCAUGGUCGCCCACGCAGUACUUCGAUGAGGACAGCUACUCCCCUCCACCCAGGAACAUGAAGGGUCUCUCUGGCGGCCGCCCUGCCCAGCUCCAGCUCACCUCUCCCAUCUCAGCCCACACCUGCGGCCUGGCUGAAUGCGACCAUGCCCUGGACCAUCACCUCCACUAUAGCAACUCACGCCCCCCCUCCUACCUCCUUAGCCCCACAGAGAGCUGCCCCCUUGAGAGUCACCACCGCUGCUCCCCGCGGAGCUCCAUCCACUCUGAAUGCAUGGUCAUACCAGUUUCCAUGUCGGCCACGGACCAUUCCAUGUCUAGUAGCACUUUCCCCCGCAUGCACUACGGCAGCGCAACGCGGGAAAGCGGGGGCAACAACUCUGGCAGCAGGGACCCCCGAGAUGACGGUGGAUCGUCCUCGCACGGUGGCAGCGGCAAAAUGAACAGAAUCCCAGCAAACCUCCUCGACCAAUUUGAGAAGCAGAUGCCGCUGCACCGGGAUGGCUUCCACACGCUGCAAUACCAACGCACCUCCACUACAACCACGACUACAGAGCAACGCAACGAAAGCCCGGGGAGAAUACGCCACUUAGUCCACUCUGUACAGAAGCUCUUCACAAAAUCGCACUCACUGGAAGGUUCCUCAAAGAUGAACGGUACCAAAGGCGACUCGCAGCGGGACAACUCGCACCAUCACCACCACCAAGGCCACCAUAAACACAGCAAACGCAGCAAGAGCAAAGAACGUAAAUCUGAAGGAAGCGGCAAGCAGCGCUCAGGAGGUUGGUGGAGUUCGGACGACAACCUGGAUAGUGACAGUACGUACAGAACACCCAGCGUCAUGUCACGGCAUCCUGUGGAGCACAUCGGCCACUGUUACCCUGACUCGAUACAUAGUCACCUAGCUGGAGACCUGUCCCUCAAGACAUCCAAGAGUAACAACGAUGUCAAGUGCUCCGCCUGCGAGAGCAUCAGCAUGGCGCCAGAGGGAAAGUUCAUGAAGAGGAGCUCCUGGUCAACGCUGACGGUCAGUCAAGCCAAGGAGGCCUACAGGAAGUCCUCACUCAACCUGGAGAAGCCUAUGACACCCAGCGACCUCAAGUCCAACAUCAGGCCCUGCCAUUAUCUUCAGGUGCCCCAGGAUGACUGGGGAGGUUACCCUGGCGGCGGGAAGGAUGAUGAGAUCCCUUGUCGUCGGAUGCGGAGCAGCAGCUAUGUUAAAGCCAUGGGGGACGAGGAGAGCGGAGAGUCGGACUCCAGCCCCAAGACAUCGCCUCAGAAGGUGGUGCGGCCCGACGCCCUGGUCAAAGCCAUCAUCAGACCCAGGGAACUGCUGGACUCCCACAGCUCUUUCCGCCUGGAUAAAAUCAACAGUGACAUGCGUAACUACAUCACCAAUUUUGCGGCAGACUUAAGUCAGAGCUACCACUUGCAAGCCACCAGGGACAUGCACCCAAGCAUUGCCCUGGAUCCCUCUGCCAACUACAACUCUCCCAAGUUUCGCUCCAGGAACCAGAGCUACAUGCGGGCAGUCAGCACCCUCAGCCAGGCUAGCUGUGUUAGCCAAGUGAGCCAGGUGAGUGAGACAGAAAUAAACGGCCAGUUUGAAUCAGUGUGCGAGUCGGUGUUCAGUGAGGUUGAAUCCCAGGCCAUGGAGGCGUUGGAUCUGCCCGGCUGCUUCAGAACUCGGAGUCACAGCUACCUGCGAGCCAUCCAGGCCGGCUACUCCCAGGAUGAUGACUGCAUCCCCCCCAUGGCGUCCAGCGUCGCCUCCACCAUCAGGGCUACCACAGGGAUCCAGUUCUGCCUCCCCUCCACCUGCAGCAUUGACCGGAUCCCCCAACAAACCCCAGCCAUCACCUACACAUCCAACUACAAGAAGACCCCUCCUCCACCGGUCCCGCCCCGCACCACCUCCAAGCCCCUCAUCUCCAUCACGGCCCAGAGCAGCACCGAGUCCACCCAGGAUGCCUACCACGAGGGGAGGCACCCUCACGGCGGCAUGUGGGCCCUUGACGGCCUCUGCCUGGGGCUCAACCCGGGCAGGGGCCUCUACAACUCCACCGACAGCCUGGACAGCGCCAAGGCUGUGACCAUCGCCAUGGAGGCGGCCGGAGUCAUGUCUGGAAAACGACACCCGUCCACAGACAGUCACAGCUCGGUGCUCACCUGCGACAAGGCCAUCCUGGUGUCCAGGGCUGAAGAGUACCUGAAGACCCCCAGGUCUUCUAUAGGAAUACAGGUGGAAGCAGCCACGGACUCUGAAUCUGAAAGCAAAGGUUUGCGGGAGUACCACUCCGUUGGGAUCCAGGUGGAGGACAAUAAGAAAGGACAGGGCAGGUUCAAGCGCUCCAACAGUGUGACUGCUGGUGUGCAGGCCGACAUGGAGCUGGAGGGCUUCCCCACCAUGGAGGACAAGGGUCUGCAGUUCGGUGGGGGCUUCCAGCGACACUCAGAGCCCAACACGCCCAGCCAGUGCGGGGCGGUACGGACUGUACGUACCCAGGGGCUCUUCAGCUACCGCGAAGAUUACCGUACCCCCGCUGAACCCGCCAGCCCCAGGGAGACCACCAGCGAGGCUCCCUGGCAGCUGGAGCCCCCCUCCCCAAGGGAGAGCGCGGCUUCACCGGGCGAGUCUGGCAGGGCGCCCCCCUCCCUGAGGAGGGACGGGAGCUGGUUCAUGCAGCUGCUGCACACAGAGACCAAGAGGAUCGAGGGCUGGUGUAAGGAGAUGGAGGCCGAGGCUGAGGAGAACGACCUGACGGAGGAGAUCCUAGGCAAAAUCCGAAGUGCGGUGGGAAGCGCUCAGCUGCUCAUGUCUCAGAAAUUCCAGCAGUUCUACUGGCUGUGUCAGCAAAACCUGGACCCCAGUGCGAUGCCGCGGCCCACCUCUCAGGACCUGGCCGGGUUCUGGGACCUCCUGCAGCUCUCCAUCGACGACGUCACCAUGAAGUUUGACCAGCUGCAGCAGAUCAAGAACAACAACUGGAGGGUCUUAGAGAGCCCGGAGAAGAAGGUGAGGGAUCCCCCCUACACUGAACCCAAACAAGCCCCACCGGCUCCUGUACCAAAGAAGACAAUUCGACAGAGGAGUUUGGUGACACGGGAGAAAUCCCUGGACCUCCCGGACCGGGGACGGCAGGAGGCCCGGCGGCGGCUCAUGGCAUGCAAGCGCGCGGCCUCCUUCCGGCAGAACUCAGCCUCGGAGCGAGCAGACAGCAUCGAGAUCUAUAUUCCCGAGGCUCAGACUAGACUUUAAAGAGGCGGGGUCCAGGGUCGACACGUCUCCCUGCGCCCACGUUCAAACAACUUUAAAACUAGCCUUUUUUCUAGACUGCUACUCUCUCUACUCUUCCUUUCUUCAUCUGUUGUCUGAUCUCAAUAGCCAUCCUCAGAGCCCAUCGCCAACCCCAUUGGUCUGUAGGAUGUGCCGAGCCUCUUCUCCCAUUGCCAGGAUAAGUGUUAGCAGAAAUGUAUGUCUGACAUGGGUUGGUUGGGUUUCUCCUUGGUUUGCUGGGCGUUGUGAUCCCCAGCCUACACACUCUCUCAUCCAAUGUCCUGGAUGGGUAAGGCUGUAGUUUUUCAGCAUUUUGCAAAGUGCCAUUUAAAAAGUGCAGCUUUGAAAACCUACCAGCAACCAGGCCUUUGAGCUAAAACGAGUAAAUGAGAGAAACUAUAAUUUAUUUAAAGUUCAAAAAUUGUCAAAGUGAGUUAACCCUUCAGUAUUUUUCAAUAAUUUUUGUUUUGUUUUGUUUCUCUGGUCUUUUUUGGGGGGUAAAUGUUAAUUACAAGCUAGAUAUCACAAAAUUGUUGUAAGUUCAAACACUUUGAAAAGUGCCAAUGCUUGAAAUACCUCAACUACGUGCAUGUGGCACUGAUCACCCACUCAAGGUUAUUCAGGCAGCCCUUAUAAGCUCUGGACUGGUCAGUGUUGAAAAAUGCAGCUUUCUACUCAAUCUGGUUGUGGUCAAACGUUUUUUCUCGGUCUGGAUUGGUGGAAGGACUACAUCUGUCAGCUCAUCAACAUGCACAUCUCAAAAAACGUUCCUAUAUAUCUCAUUGCCAACUUUCUAAUAUCGACAUUUACUUGAAGCUGAAAACAUGCAAGUCUUGUGCCAACAUUUUCAUUCUGUCGAUGCAGUAGAAAAAAAACUAUGAAGGUUUGUGUAACUCCUUAGAUCAAAAUGUGUAGACAAAUGCACUUAUGCACUUAUUACAAUUCUCUCUAUUUCCAAGGGAAAUGUACAUACCCACAUUCACAAUAGUACUGUUGUAUUUUUGAAUUGUGAGCGGGAAGAAUAUUCAUCUUUUAUUUUAUUUUGUUCUCAUGUUCACUUCUUGUCUCUCUAUUGCUUUUGACAAGUCUAGAUUUGUUGCAAAUAUCAAUCACUUGAACAAAAAACAAAACUGCUGUAUUUUCAUCUAAUAAACCUCUCUCAGGCUCUUUCAAGUCUCAGCCACAGUUCAUCAGGAGUGAUAGGAAAACUGCCAAAACCUAAACAAAAUAUCUGCUUAUGAGUUUCAGUCACCCAAUAAGUGAUUUGUAAUCUUCAUAUUCCUUGAAAGCUUCUGUGUAGAUAAAAGUCCCCUGAAGAACUAUCAUAACUGCAUUCACCGGGCAAGGUUGGAAAUGAAUGAAGCUAAAAUGAUGCGAGCAGCAAGUCUCGAAUAACUUAAACAUCACAAGUUUGUUGAAACACAUAAGGAAUAAGAUAUUGUCUGUGGCUGUGCAGACCAGUGUGGGAUGUUGUGUCACAAUAUGAUGGAUUAGUUUGAUACAUUUGACUUUGAAUCCCAUCAUACAGUAGUUUUGAGAUCAUAGUCAAUUGCUCCAGCUCCUCUUAUGUUCAACCUUAGCCUACACACAGGGCUAAGUGAAGGUUUCCACAUUAUAUUAAAACAAGUUGACUUCACAAACAAAUCUUGUUUGUAAUUAGUUACACACAAACUACUUGCAUAUACUAACUGGCUCGUAUAACUAGCCCAACCUAGCUAGCUGAACCAAAUGGCAAGCACAUUUUAGCUUGGUAACAUACAGUAUGACACAUUGAGCUUGAGUAGUUAAAUACUUAAUAUCAAAUGUCUUCAAUGUCUUUUAUCAAUAAGGUAAAAUGUUAACAUUUUUAAGGUCAUAGAAAUAACACAACACAUCUCACAUUUAAUAAUCGUAUGCUAAUAACGUGCCGGCUAAUAAUUAUUGUUAGCAUAACUUGUUGGCUAAAUUGAUACUUAGCAUAGUCAGAUAUUGCCAGCCAGCAAAUACUGCUAACUCGGAAACACAUUUCUAUUUUAAAUACUGAAUGCUUACUAGCUUAGACCUUUUUGACAGUUUGUAUGGUGCCAUUUAGUAAAUCACCAAUUUCAAUUAAGCCAGUUGUUAAUAAGAAUUUAGCAAGGGUUGACAUACACACAUUUAGCAAUGGAUAUACGAAUAACUGGUGCUAUCUAGUCAUGAUACGUAAUGUAAAAGUGGAAACCUGAAGUUAUGGGCCUUUAGACCGGAGUCUGUAUUGGUUAUAUUGGUAGAAUUGACUUCUAGGCAGUUUUAAGUAUUUCACCCAAAGGUAAAUUCAUCUUAAGACAGAUGCAAAAAUUCUGCACUUUAUUAUUCAUUUUUGGUGACAGAAUAUCAGUCUCAAUCACGUUGCCAAUUUCACCUUGCUAAUGCAGUGAAUGUGCAGUAUUCAAAUCACUGGCCUAAAAACUGGCAUCUCUUGGUAAAAUUGGGUUAAACAUUGGAUAAUCAACAAACUAAAUGCUACUGCUCUUUAUUCAAUAAAUACAGUACUAGAAAAACAAUCAGCUGAUCAAUACAUUACAUUUUGGUUGAGCAAGUGUGCCAUCGUUCGUUAUGGGAUGUGACUCGGGAGAUUUAUCAGUGACACAAAGUACAUUUCUCUCAAUAUAUAUAUUUUAAUGCAUACAUGUUUUGUUGAUUUAUUUGUGUGUGAAUCUUGUUUUUGUAGCACAGUGCUGACAUUCAGAGAAGAGAGGUUAAAUCAGGGGUCAACGUGGCUUAAUUUCCAUUACUACCCAACUGUGGCCUGACCUAUACAUCUCUCUUACAGACACUAACACACACACCCCUCUAAACCAUACGCUUUCUCCUGAAACAUAUUUUGGUUACUGAACCAUACAUUAUAAUAACUUUUUUUUGUGUGCCACAAAUUGUAUUUAUUUAUCAAAUACAUUCCGAUGUUUUGAUCAUAUGCAGGACUCACUGUGUGAGAAUUCAGGCUCUCAGUGUGUUUUACUUACAUUCACCAUAUCAUGAUGCGUGAGACAUCGUUUAAAUAUAAAUUCUUGUAGCAGAGCUCAGACAAUACAUUUCAGAGAGCCAACAAGUAUACUCAGUCCAACAAAUCACCACCAAGUAACCAAAGUCAGAGAUAGUAUUUCAAAUAUGUAGUGCACUACUUCAAUUAAAGAUGUGGCUUUUAGAAGCCCAUCUCUAGAUUACACAUUUCUUUUAAAGCACACCCAUCCUUAAGUCUGUUGGGUUUUUUUCAUUGCAGAGGCAGGGACCUUUAACAAUAUGACAGUGUGUUUCUGGAAAGCGUCGGGGUAUGUGAUGCCAGGCAGUUGGCAGAGCAGAGACGUUCCCCUGCUGUUGCCACAGUGGCAGGCAGACGGCCGAGAGACAGACACGGCCUGACAUAUGCUGGCUUAGAGGAGACGAGAGUGCCGUGCUGAGCCCCAAACUGCUGCUGUUGUGUAGCUGGAAGGCUGUUCUGUGACGAUCACAUAGGCGCUGUGCCGGGAAUUUUUUUCGCCUGCCUUUGACUAAGCAAAGCAGCUUAUGUAAUAUUUUCGGGUCCUUGGCGAGAUCAAGCAAGCAGCCUCUGAGGCCCUUUAAAGCUUGUGUUGAUAAAUGUAUUGCUGAAUAGUGGCCUGUACUGUAGAACUUAAGCAUCAGCACUACAAGUAUAACAGGAAGUUUCUCCUGUAUGCAACUUGAUCAGGGCUGUGAGGAAAAACUUGGUUUAGUUGAAGAGUCAUCCACAUAAUUAACAUAACUCAGUUCCAGUAGUCAAGGGGGAGCGAAGAAUGUUGAACAGUGUAGGUAAGAGCUGUUAAGUUAGUUUAAGGACCUUCCCUUUGUGGAAAAGAAAAUAUUACCUUGGUACCCCUGAGACUCCCUCCAAGCCUUUUUCUAACAAACUCUCCCAGCUAUAAUGGCUGGGUCAAGUUUGUCUCACAGUUAACUUUUUCAUCUAUGAAAAGAUUUGAACUUCCUCACACUUCAUUCAAGUAGAUAUGAACACACAUGCACAGCUAAAAAGGACUCCCAUAACAAAGUGAUCUUGGAUUUCCUUGAAACGUACUAAAGUUGGUGUUUUAUGUAUGCUUGUGUGGUGCGCAUGUGAUACUGUGAGCAUUAGAGGAUUUCAUCGUGACUGUGGUGAGAUGAUGGUAAUUUAACAGCUCCACCAAAAUCACAAAAAUGUGAAAACCCCAAGGGCAGAAAAGUGUCACAUUUAAUCAUGAGGGCAGCAAAUAACUACAAGUGCCAUCUUUUUUUACUUAUCCAGCAUACUGUAAAAUUGUUACUCUACACAGCCACAUUAUCAUCCAUCGAAUUAUAAGUAAGCAAAACAUUUUCUGCCAUCGCCCACAUUUUCCUAUUUCCAACCGCAUAUUUCUAUCAUUUCAUCUGUGGCUCCACUUAUGGUGCGACUGUCUACUGUCUGCUUUUAAAUCUUGAACCCGUGAUGUGAAAUAUUUCAAGGGAACUUUUUUCGUAACCAUGCUGUUGAAAGAAGUGUCGGACUCACUGACUGAUACAACACUUCCUUGAACUUGGAAUGUGAAACUCUAUAAUUACUAGAUACAAAUUAAAAAGGUAGUCGUUUAGCUAAAACUAUUUUCAUCUCUUGUAUAUCAUAUCUAUAGUUAAGAUGAAUAUAAUGCCAAAUAUUCAUUAUUUGUAAAGAAAUAUAUAUAGAUAUAUAUAAAUAUAUAAUAUAUGCUUCAUUGAAACAUUACUAUUUUCUGCAUUUGCUCAUGUUUUGUUGUCGUUUUUUUUUAUUUUUUUUUUACAAGCUGAUAUGAUGGCAUGCGAAAUACUGAUUCUGAAUGUAGGCUUUUCUUUCGUUUGAAAUUACAACACUGUCCCACUGAUAUGUUAUGUAUUUAUUUAAGUCAAUCACAUGUGCAUUUUUAAAUGUGAGUUACUUCAGUGCAAGUUAAUGUAUCAUUGGGUUAUUUUUGUAUUAUUUAAGUAGUUUGCAACAACAAAUGCAUCCUUUUCCUCCGUUCUUACCUAGCUGAGCUAUUGAAAGAUUUUUGCCUCUUUGAGUAGUUUGGUCAUUGCUGAGGUCAUCCAGUGUAAAUAAUACUGCAAUUAAAUUUUUUGAAGAAAAAGUUUGAAAAAAA
This is a messenger RNA of Gymnodraco acuticeps, 8861 nucleotides long. It is a transcript of the gene dlgap2a, whose product is annotated as discs, large (Drosophila) homolog-associated protein 2a. Gene Ontology annotation, biological process: signaling. The transcript is spliced from 16 exons. Gene Ontology annotation, cellular component: postsynaptic specialization; glutamatergic synapse. The record is from RefSeq and is a predicted model, not a curated record. Bases 367 to 3744 code for a protein of 1125 amino acids. Gene Ontology annotation, molecular function: molecular adaptor activity. Lineage: Eukaryota; Metazoa; Chordata; Actinopteri; Perciformes; Bathydraconidae.